Molecule: messenger RNA, 1290 nt
Organism: Entamoeba histolytica HM-1:IMSS
Lineage: Eukaryota; Evosea; Mastigamoebida; Endamoebidae
Exons: 2
Coding region: 1-1290 (429 amino acids)
Cellular component (GO): nucleus
Source: RefSeq, a predicted model, not a curated record
AUGAAUGAAUUGAAUAUAACAUUUAACCAACUUAUUGAAAAUAAGAGAAAAUGUAAAAGUAUUGUUAAUUGUCUUGAAAUACAUUGUUAUAAAAAAGGAGAUAAUGACAACCUCAUUGAAUGGAAAGUUGAUCAUGACGUUGUUUAUUUUAUGGAUUUUAUUGAACAUGAAGAGUAUAAAGAAAAAGUGUCAAUAAUUAAUAUUCAACAUUCAAUACAAGAUGAAUGGCUUGUUAUUAAUAAAUUGAUUGAAUUUAGUAAAAAUAAUAAUGUAAUUUUUGAAGUUUUUGAUGAGGAUGGUCAAAUAAUAUUAGCAGAAUGUUCAGAAUAUCUUCCUAAUUACAUUACUCCUGAAAAUGAUUCACAUAAAGUAUUUAUUAAAAAUGGGUCAAUUUAUUUUAAUGAACUAACGUAUACAAAUCCAUUUCUUAUGCAAAAUGAUUGUUGUAAUAAAGAAAUAACAAAGAAAGUUUUAAGUCUUAUAACUAAACGUGCCUCACUAUUCUCUGUUCAUAAUACUAUUGGAAUAUUACCAAUCCAAAUUGCUAAUUUUCUUAAUAUUCAUUACGAACUUUUUGGAAUAAUUAUUAAUAAAUUCAUUAAUAAUGACAUUACUUUAAAUGAUCAGUUUCCAUUAAGUUAUGAAAAAUCAUCACAAUGUCAACUUAAAAUGACAACAUUACAAUUUAAUCGAUAUUAUAAUUAUAUACUUCAAAAUGCUGAAACCCAAUCAUAUCAAGAGAUAUUAGGUAAAAUGAUACUUAUUGGAUUUACUCAUUUACUUAAUUUAAAUCAACAAUCAUCACAAUACCAUUUUAUGCCUCAAUACACUAAACUUUUUGACGAAUAUUGUCAGUCUGAAGAGUCAAAACGAAUAUCAUCUCCUUUAAUUGAAGAUAAUAUCAACGAAUUCAAAAUAGAAGAUUUGAUAGAAGACUAUAAACAAAUACUUGAUCAAAAUGAAUUAGAAAGUAUUUUAAAAGAUGAUAUUACUGAUGUCAUUGGAAUAGACUCAGACAUUAAUGGAUUUGUCACUAAAUCAGACGGCUUACUACCGAAUGGAAAUAUAAACACAACUACUUUUGAUGAAUUAUUUGAUGAAUUUAUAGAAGACUUAAAAAGCCCAUCAUUAAGUGAAGAUGGAACUGAUGAAGAAAAUGAUCAGUUGAUGGAACAAUUAACAAAUGUCUUAAAUCAAACAAAAGACAUAAAUGAUACUCCACUAACUGACUCUCUUCAACAAGACACUACAGCAACAGCGUCAACUUUAUUUAGUAAUUCAGUGAAAUAA